GUUGCUUAAAUUCUAGUUGACAAACAAGUUCCGCGAGCGUACCGUACCUGUAAGAAAUUCAGGCGGUUCCGCGAGGUCGGCUUUGGAAAUUGCGCGACCAGCGGAGGUUGGGUGAAGUACUGAGUAGGGAGUGUAAAGGAACCCUAGAGCCACGCUUCUCGCUCGCCACGCCAAAACACCGCCAAGAAUGCCAUCCUUUCCUCGUCCCGGUUCUGUCACCAUCUGUGAAAUUAACAGAGAGCUUAUUACUGCUGAAAGCCUCCAAGACGACCGAGCCAAGGAAAGUUAUGGCAAAGCUCUUGGAGUUAUUUUUAGUCCAAUUCCAUUCCAGUCCAAUACUAUCUUGUCUACGAGUCCUGAUCACGGCACAGAAAGUGAGGCAAGAACUACAGAGACGAUGUCAAAUAAGGGUUUCUCAGUUGCAUUGCAGACGAUCUUUAGUGACGCACUCAGACGCCUUUUUCAUCCCACUGGCGUGCAAUUUCUACCAGAGGUUGAUCUCCAAGGAGUGAGUUGGCACCAACAUAAGCAUAUAUUGGCAUUUAUCUCUGGGCCCAAUCAGGUUAUCAUUUAUGAUUAUGAGGAUUCAGAGGGGAAGGAUCCUUGCAUUUUGAUGAAUGAAUCCCAACAAGAUGUUAAACUUCUCGAGUGGAGGCCAAAUGGCGGGAAGACACUUUCUGUAGCAUGCAAGGGUGGAAUUUGCAUCUGGGUUGCUUCUUACCCUGGCAAUGCAGCUUGUGUGAGAUCGGGAGUAGCCCCGUUAUCAGGCACUGUUUCUAGAGGCUCUGGAAUUCGAUGGAUACUUACGGACUUUCUUCGAAGUCAUAACAAUGAACAAAUUAGUGCAAUGGCAUGGUGUCCUAAUGGAAGAUAUUUGGCAUCUGGAUCAUAUGAAAGCUCUUCAUUCACCAUAUGGGAUGUUGCUCAAGGACUAGGGACACCCAUUCGACGAGGGUUGGCUGGUGUAUCAAUGCUAAAGUGGUCACCCACUGGAGAUUAUUUUUUUGCUGCAAAAUUUGAUGGAAAAUUCUAUCUGUGGGAGACAAACACGUGGACGUCGGAACCAUGGUCUUCAACUAGUGGCUUUGUUACAGGAGCAACUUGGGAUCCUGAUGGACGUAUGAUACUGAUUGCUUUCUCUCAGUCUUCAAUUUUAGGUUCACUUCACUUUGCAGCAAAGCCUCCAUCAUUGGAUGCGCACCUAUUACCAGUUGAUUUGCCCGAGAUAGCAUCCUUGACAGGCAGUGAGGCGAUUGAAAAGAUCUCCUGGGAUGCUUCUGGAGAAAGGUUGGCUUUGUCAUAUAAAGGUGGAGAUGAAUUGUACAAGGGCCUUGUUGCCGUAUAUGAUGUGAGAAGAUCUCCACUGAUUUCUGCUUCCCUCAUUGGGUUCAUUAGAGGGCCUGGAGAGAAUCCGAAACCAAUAGCAUUUUCGUUUCAUAACAAGUUCAAAGAAGGACCAUUGCUCAGUGUGUGCUGGAGCAGUGGAUUUUGCUGUACCUAUCCUCUUAUAUUUCAUUCUCACGUGCUUCCAUAGUUAAGGACAUAAGCUUGUUAUCACAUCAAUGUUGAAAUGCACUUGUAAUUUUGCCAGCGCCCUUGGAAGUUUUAAUAUGAUAAACCACAUACAAUCCUUGAGUUAUUACGGAUGAAGGCCCCUCACUGAUUUAAAAUGAGGUAUAUAUGGGAAGGUUUCUUAUUAUUGUCACAUUCAAGUUCUGCUUUUCUUCUCUGAAAGGUAUGCACUUUAUUUCCGUUAGGUGGACGGUCUGCUUUCCGACAGAGGGUGCUGCUAUGGUGGACUUGGCUUGUGUCUUAAAUCUUCCUCUGGUUGAAGAGCUGUCUUUCCCUGCUGCCAGAAUGCCACCAUAAUUAGUUUAUGUUGGAAAGUUCAUGUACAAGGGUUUUGGGAUUCGUUUCUCGUUGAUUGGUGCUCAGUUUUAUUCUGCUCAUCCAUUUUUAUGUUCUUUUUGAGUAUGAAAAAUUCAGAUGGCAGGUUUCUGUUUCUUGUUGAUUGUUAGAAGUGAGUCGAUUGGCUA
This is a messenger RNA of Malania oleifera, 2036 nucleotides long. RefSeq names its product aladin. Gene Ontology annotation, molecular function: protein binding. The coding region runs from base 188 to 1534 and encodes 448 amino acids. The record is from RefSeq and is a predicted model, not a curated record. Gene Ontology annotation, cellular component: nuclear pore. The transcript is spliced from 15 exons. NCBI's taxonomy places the organism in Eukaryota, Viridiplantae, Streptophyta, Magnoliopsida, Santalales, Ximeniaceae. Gene Ontology annotation, biological process: nucleocytoplasmic transport.